This is a messenger RNA of Heterobilharzia americana, 6084 nucleotides long. NCBI's taxonomy places the organism in Eukaryota, Metazoa, Platyhelminthes, Trematoda, Strigeidida, Schistosomatidae. The record is from the annotation of a GenBank genome assembly.
AUGUAUCAGUGUACCCAAAUUCGGAGAAGGCGAAUUUCGCAAUCUUUAAUCCUAUCGAAAAUACUGCUGUCAAAUCGCUCUGUCGGUCCGGUUGUUCCAUUGCCUCCAUACCUACCAAACAGUUUAAUUCAUCAGAUUAAAACUAGCGCUCUAGAAGAAAUUGAAGAUUUAAAAACAGAAAUAACCAUGUUGUCUGAGAAACUUCCAGGUUUUGACAGUCCUCGUCUUCUACGUCGUCUUUCUAGGUACCUUAGCUCACAAAAUUCUUUGAGAUCACAACCAGAAGAAGGAAACACUAAACAACCAAAUAUCCCAUCAAUCGAUGAAUCAGUCCCAAACAGAAGAAUCCCCAUGAAACUCACCAAUAUAACACCUGUACAACUAACACAAGUUGAAGAUUCAGUACGUCAUAAAAGUGAAAUUAUACGGACGCUGAAUCCAGACAUCUUAGAUAAGUGGUACUGUCGAACGUCUACAACUCAUCCAGAUAUUUCAUUCUUACAACCAGUGAGCCUCGUUCUACCUGGAAUAACAAGAUUCGAUGACCAAAAUCGACGUCAGGCUGAACUCAAAUCUUGGUUGUCUGAUGCACACCGAAUAAGAUGUCUACUUCUAAGAUUUUCUAAUCGAAAACAAGUUAUGAACUCGUCAUCAACAUCCUUUCGUUUAUCUGAUAUUGAACUUUCAGCACAGAACACAGAGCUAAUUGAAACGAAGACAGAUACUGACACUACAUCUAGCAGACAAACAGUGGGAAAUGAUGAACCACCUCACGCUGAAAGUGACUUAUCUUUUCAAUCAGAAGUUGAAAGGCAGACAGAACUGAUUCUUCAAAACACUGAACUGAAUUCUGAUUGUUUCGUCCAUGUGCGUUAUCAUCAAGAUAAUAAAGCCUCACGAAUACAACCCCCUACUGCUGACGUAACUGCUACUUGGAGAUCUCGUUCUUUAUCGUUAGCGUCAUGGUCAACAACAAGAACGAAUCCACUUUCAUCUGCUAGUUCAUCUACUUCAAUGAAAAACGAUUUUCUUUCAAGUGCUUUCAAUGAAUCAUUGCUCAGGGCAAAACAUAUUGUAGAUUGGGCAAGAUUAAGGGUGCCAGCGAACAAUCAAACUCAUUAUGAACUCGAAAAGACUCCUUUUAUCACAAUGGAUGAUCAGAUUAAUUGUUCUCAGUCUUAUUUAGAUCCAACUACAUUUCAAGAACAUGCCAUUUACUUAGAUGAUAUGUGUCGCAAUUUACGAAAUAAAUUCAGUCAGAGCUUAACAGAAGAAAUAGAAAGACGUCAUCGUAUUGACACUGAGAGUAUGAAGAUGAACAAGAUGCAAGACCUUCCUCAUUGGUGUUGCGAAUUUGAAAUAUCAGCUCACAUUGAAGCAAUGGAAAUGCUUCCUCGUGUAAUUUACAGAAUGAUUGGAUCUUCUACAAUGUCGUUGAACUUAUUGAAUUUACUGAGUUAUUUGUGCUUUGAAUUGUCUACACAAAUGAACGACUCAGUUAUAUCCGAUAAUUAUGAUGGUCUGCGAACAGCACUACACACAGCUAUUACUGAAGCUACGUAUGAACAGUCUGCUCAGCAUCCAUUAAUAAUUAUUUUGGACGGCAUUGAAAAUUUAGAAGAAUGUAAGAAACGGAAAAAUAAUUUUCCAGUUUCAUGGAUUCCAAUAACUUGGAUGAUCCAUAAACCCAAUUUAAACUGUCCUGUGAUUUUUAUACUUUCAACAACAAGCGGUCCAGAUGAAGUAGCAUGCUUCAAUAAACUUCUUCACAGCAAAAUAAAUCAAUACUCUGUACAAAAUGAAAAUGAUUCCAGUAGUCAAAGCAAUAAAUACUACAGAAUCCAUUUGGAAGAACUUGAUUUGGAUAGCAUGGAACAAUGCGUAACAUUAUGGCUUCAGAAUACUGAAUAUAGUAAAAGUAAUGAAAAUAUCUUAUCAAGACUUAAAGAUAUAAACAAGAAAUUUCAGCCUUUUCAACUAAAAAUACUUAUAAAGUUAUUAGAAAGUGAAAAUCAAAUGGUAAAUGAUAUAUUAAGGAAUUCAAAAGAAUUAACAAAUCAACAAUUAUUCAAUAGUCUAUUAAUAUAUGCUGGUAAUGUCUACGGGUUUAAACGAGUACAGUUUAUUCUAGGUCAUUUAGUACUAUCCAGAUGGGGUUUAACCGACGAAGAUUUGAUAAACAUAUUCUGGGCUAGUCUACCUUAUCUCAGUCAGACAACGAGAUCACUUAAAGCGCUUAAUAAUUCGCAAAACCCUUCAAGUAUCACAUCAAAGCAUCAUAGAAUGUCAGUGCAGGAUACCAGGUUAGAGUUAUGGUCUAUUGAGAAAUGUGAGCGUGUUUAUAUAACAAGAAACUGGUUGUUCCGCUUUCUGAAUGAAUUCUUAAACUCGCUAGGUAUCUUAAUUUAUACUAGAUCACCACCCUAUGGAUGUUAUGUGUUGUUCAAUGUAUGCCAGCGAUUCUUCCGAUACUGGUUAGAAAAACAUUAUCUAGAUAAUAAAACAAAGUCUGAUUUUCAUGUACUUCAAACUAACACAUUUUAUCAUCAACAUAAAUUAAUAUCAUCAGCAUUUGAUUCAAAGUCACACGGUGCAAAAUAUAAGUCCUUAAUGGAAACUAUACACUGGAGAUGGAUAUACGAAGUUCCAUAUCAUUUGUCUAAAUUAGAACGAUUACAUCAUCUCAAGAGUUUUUGUUUGUGCAAUUCAUUUUGGUUAAACUACAAAUUACAAAUGAGUCUCUUUACAGAUUAUUCCUCUUCUAUUAUUCAGAAUAUUUUGGAUGAAAUAGUAUCAUGUUUAUCAUUUACAGAAAGUUCCAACAAUGACCAACAAGAGACAGACACUGAAGGAGACACUCCACUGUUAUCUGAUCAGUAUGUUCAAAAAGCACUAAAACACAUAAAUAAUAAUCCUGAUGUUGGAAUAGUUGUGAGUAUACUUAUACAAUGGAGACACAAAUUAAGUCGAGACCCAUUUCUUUUGAAUAAUAUACUCAUUAACGGUUUAGAUCAAUUUUUUAAACUUCAGCAAAUAAAAAUAGAGAAUGAUGAUGCAGAUCCAAGUAAUUCACUUCCGAGUAAAGAAGAUCAAGUGAAUAUGAUACAGAAAUCUCUCAAUUCCUUAAUUGAAAGCAUUCAUAAGCUUAAUGAAGUCUUAAAUAAUUCAGUACCCAGUCCGAUUAACUUUAAAAUAUGUACAAAUCUGUGUACAGAUGAACAGUUUUCAGGCUGCCUAACUUCUAAAUCACUAACUUUAUCAGAGAGUGUUGGACUAAGUUGUGCAAAAAACAAGAUUCAUAUCAAUGCAAUAGCCUUUUCCACAUCUAAAGAACUGUUAGCAUAUUCAGCAAGAGAUUUAAUAAACAACACAACAACCUUGGAUAUAUGGAAUGUAAUCGGAAAUUUUAGGAUUUCAAGCAUUUUUCUACCAUGUGACAUUAUUCAAACAAUAAAUGAGCUAAUAUGGAUUGCUAGUGAUGAAGCCAUUCUAGGCAUUGAAACACCUACUCAAAGAAUAUUGGUCUGGCCAAUAAAAAUGAACAAUAAUUCAACAACGUUAGGUGAUUAUUAUUCACUUCCAGAAGAUUCCAGCCAUGGGGGUACUGAUUUGCGAACAAUCAAAGAAAACUGUAGUGUUUAUGUAGCUGAAACUGGGAGACAAGGAACAGCUUAUAUAAUCAUACUACAACAAGGUAUAUGUAAGUUGUCUGUGUGGCUGUGGAAAGAUUGCUCAUUAAAUCAUCUAUUCGGUCCAGUUAGCUUAGUAGACAUACCUCAGUCUAUAUUUCAGUCAGAUAAGCCAGAAAAUAAAAUUCUACGAUCAAUGAGUUUACCCAACCCUGUUAAAUCAAAUACAGAACUUUUUUUAACAGCUAGUGUCUUAGAAAAUAAUCAACUCCAGGUUAUCUGUGGUGCAAGGGGUGAUUCACAUGCAACAAUGUUUAGCAUAAAUUUGAAGACAGAUUAUCAUUUUGAUUUCAUCCAACCACCAAAACAGAAAUGUUUAAAAUGCCCGAAUCAAGGAACACGUUUAUUGGCCAUCAGUAGUGGAUUACAUAAACCGAUAGCUUUAGCUAGUAGAUCUCCGUCAAAUAUUCUGCCUAAUGAAGAUGUUGUAGGUUGUAUUGACAUAUUCGAUCAAGCAACAGGGAAUUUUAUUCAACGGAUUGAAUCAUCCAAUCUAAAUGUAUUUUCACCAAUGGAACCAUGUUCAAAAAUAUUCGGUCUUUUAAGCUAUUCGUCUCUACCAAAACUGAAUAUUUAUAAUGAACCUGCAACUGGUCAAAUAAUCACGGUCGUACAGAACCCAUCACGACGAGAAAGACGUAAAUUAUUUUCAAACUAUCAGUAUUACAGUGAUGAAAAUGAAAAUAUCAGUGGUAUGGAAGUUGUUGUUUGGGAUGUCAAUAAAUCAACAUCCACUGUCCUUCCUCCAGAACACCUAUUUCCUUACUUAAUACAUGAACAGUACACAUUUAUAUCACCAUUUACUUCUGCGUUUAAAGAUAUACAUCAUUUGACUAUGGUGAAGCCAAUAUUAGAGGAUAUGGGCUAUUGCUUAAUGAACUGUAACCCAACAAAAGCCUUGGCAAGGAAAUUUACUCAUCAGGUGUCCAUGAAACAUGAGGAUACACCCAAGAUCAUAAGCUCACUCUAUAUACUAGAGAAAAAGUUUGACAAUAUUGGAUUCAUUAGUUAUGAUCCUACACACGGUGAAAUAUCCGUUGGAAUAAUGUACCCACCAAGUGAUAUCAUAGCUGACUGGUCAACGAAGCAUUUUCCAGUUAAAUCUUUUGAAAAAAGUCAAUGGACUAAUAGAGACUUAUUUAUAUUUGAUGGAAGUAUUUUGAUUACUCUUGAAAAAUUAGAAUAUUCUGCAGUUGUUGAAGAAUGUAGAGAAGUCUAUCAGCGAAUGAAUGUUUACGAGAUUGUUCGCAGCUCACCAAAUGAGUUCAGUCUGCAACACAUAAGACACUUAUCAGAUGUUUUCAUUAUACCAAGUAAAGUGACUGAAUAUACCAUAUUUCAUCCCGUAGAUAAGGAUGGCACACCUUAUCUCAUAGGCUUCAAUGAAACAAGGUCUCAUUUUGUUGCUUACAGUUUGGUUAAUGGCCAGAUUAUAUGGAGACUGAAACCGGAUUUCACAGUUUAUCAAGAAUAUAGCACUAGUGCAGGAUCACGGGCAAUAAAUGAACCCCAAAAGUCGCAGGACGCCAUCUCCCGCCUUCCUAAUACUACAGUAGAGAAUUCUUAUUCAGUGGUAACAGAAGUCUUAUGGUGGCAAGUUAUGGUUCAGACUGUGCUUGUGUAUUUCUUCUCAGUAAACUUCAGCAUGUAGGCACUUUAGAUGAGGCCUAUGCAACGAAACGACAAAUCUCACAUGGUGUGUCAGAACAUCUUUCAGAUGCGCCAAAUCUAGCGGUUUCCGCAUUAUCUUAUGACGGCUGUUGGUUAGUUCAUUCAGAGUUUAGUCAAGCAGAACAAAGUACAUGUCUGACAGUCUGGUCGCUCAUCAACUUUCAUGAAUACAAGCCAAUACAACAGGAACAAAAUAUUCAAUGGAAUCGUAAACGUCUCUCGAACCAGUCUGAUUUAAUUCAAGUGGGUGUCAGUGGCAUGAAUUGUAUAACUGUUGGAGCAAGACUGGAUUAUGGGAUUGUUUUAUGGUGUCCCUGCCGAGACAGUGACCCAGUACGUUUACAAAGCAGUGAGCGUUUACAAUUUUCGCACGACUGUCCCCCAAUUUUACAAGUUUCUCUAGAUGGAAGUAAAAUCAUUUCAGCUAGUGGUAGCAUUCGACGCACACAGCUGUCAAUUUGGCAGAUCGAUUUGGACAACUUAACUGACAGUCUUAUUGGACAUGUUUGUUGUUUAGAUAACAUAAUGGAGUUAGAACUAACAGGAGAGAAGCAACUGGUCGCUAUGAAUAUGAGUAAUUCAAAUGAACCUAGAUUAGUUGAUCCACACUGGAAGAACCAAUAAUAAUAUGUUUCGCGUUUCCUAACCACAUACAUAUAUUGCUCUUAGAUUCACAUUGCAUCUAAAGUCUGUAAAAUAAGACGAAUAGAAUUUCUUCUAAAGC